Molecule: messenger RNA, 1456 nt
Organism: Benincasa hispida (wax gourd)
Lineage: Eukaryota; Viridiplantae; Streptophyta; Magnoliopsida; Cucurbitales; Cucurbitaceae
Product: fructose-bisphosphate aldolase 6, cytosolic
Biological process (GO): glycolytic process
Molecular function (GO): fructose-bisphosphate aldolase activity
Source: RefSeq, a predicted model, not a curated record
UGUUUCUGCCAAACCGCUUGAUAUAAACGCAGAGUCCCCAAAACCCUUUCAAUUCAUUGAUCUCUCUGCUUCCAAUUUCUUCACUCUGCUUCUUCAAUCUUCAACUUUCAAUCUUCAUUUCCGUUCCAAAAUGUCUUCCUUCAGGAGCAAGUACCAGGAUGAACUCAUUGCCAAUGCUGCCUACAUUGGCACUCCUGGGAAGGGUAUCCUUGCUGCUGAUGAGUCAACUGGUACCAUUGGCAAACGUCUAGCGAGUAUCAAUGUUGAGAAUGUUGAGUCCAACCGACGUGCACUCAGGGAACUGCUCUUCCUCACUCCUGGUGCCCUUCAAUAUCUUAGUGGAGUUAUCCUGUUUGAGGAGACUCUCUACCAAAAAACAGCUGCAGGUAAGCCGUUUGUUGAUGUUUUGAAGGAAGGUGGUGUGUUGCCUGGCAUUAAGGUUGACAAGGGUACUGUUGAACUUGCUGGUACUAAUGGUGAGACAACCACACAGGGUCUUGAUAGCCUUGCUCAACGCUGCCAAAAGUACUAUGAAGCCGGUGCUAGGUUCGCCAAAUGGCGUGCCGUGCUCAAGAUUGGUCCUACUGAGCCUUCGCAAUUGUCUAUCAAUGAGAAUGCUUAUGGACUGGCUCGAUAUGCUGCUAUCUGCCAGGAGAAUGGUCUUGUUCCCAUUGUUGAGCCUGAGAUUCUGGUUGAUGGUUCUCACAGCAUCGACAAAUGUGCUGAGGUGACCGAGCGGGUUCUUGCUGCGUGCUACAAGGCCCUCAAUGAUCACCACGUCCUCCUCGAAGGAACUCUAUUGAAGCCGAACAUGGUUACCCCUGGAUCUGAAGCUGCCAAGGUUGCUCCAGAAGUGGUUGCUGAGUACACUGUUCGGGCUCUACAACGUACCGUCCCUGCUGCAGUUCCUGCCAUUGUUUUCUUGUCAGGCGGGCAGAGCGAGGAGGAAGCAACCCUCAACCUCAAUGCCAUGAACAAGCUGAAGGGAAAGAAGCCAUGGUCGCUGUCUUUCUCGUUUGGACGUGCCCUUCAGCAGAGUACUCUCAAAGCAUGGGCAGGAAAGGAGGAGAAUGUUGAGAAGGCAAGGGCUGCUUUCCUCACAAGGUGCAAGGCGAACUCGGAGGCGACACUCGGAACAUACAAGGGCGAUGCGGAGCUCAGCGAGGGUGCAGCAGAGAGUCUUCAUGUCAAGGAUUACACAUACUAAAAAUGGUUAUUGUGAUGUUCUGUGGUUAUAUUAUGUUUUGGUGUAGCUUGUUUAAGCGCAAGGUUAGAGCAUUUCGAGAUGUGUUGAUGAUAUUCAGGGACAACAAUAAGCCUCUUUCGAAGAUCUUUCUUUUUUGUUGGGAUUGUUGAGUGAGUUGUUUUGGUUCUCUCUUUCAGUUGUAAAACAAAACAAGAGAAAACAAGGAUUUAUCUAUCUUUACAUUGAAUUUUACCCUUUUUAUUUGUGUUA